Theobroma cacao (cacao) is the source of this 2892-nucleotide messenger RNA. Lineage: Eukaryota; Viridiplantae; Streptophyta; Magnoliopsida; Malvales; Malvaceae. The record is from RefSeq and is a predicted model, not a curated record.
CUUUCUAUCCCCAAAUCUCUCAAUCAAAACUACUGCUGAGUUCAGUCCCCUGGCUGUUUCAGACAAGCUGCGAACUUCAAGUCCUUUUGUUCAAACGAUCCUCAAAACCAAACCAACGCCCUCCCAGAAGAUCUUCCUACAAAAAUGAAACGAAAGAAGUGGUCAGAGCUUGAAGAACAAACCCUUUUGUCCAAAUACUCUGAUCUUCUCAAUUCAGGAACUUUAUCUAAACUGAAAACCAGAGAGAAAAAGUUCAAGCCUGUAGCUGACCAUGUUAACUCAGUCCAUCAUCUUCAAGAUCCCAUUACUUUUCCUUUCAAAUGGUCUUGGCGUGAUGUGUCUAUUAAGGUUCAAAACAUGAGGCACCAGUAUUUGGGGGUGAAGCAGAAGAUUAGGAUUUCAAAGGAUGAGUUUAAUUGGAAAGAUGGUGAGAAUCAUUGGGAAAACUUUUUGAAGUAUAAAGAGGUUUUUGGUGAUGUGGAACUUGAAGUUAAAGGGAAGAAAGGAAGUGAAAGUAAUGGUAAUGGGAGUGAUUUGUUUGAGGAUUGUUGUGACUUGGGUUUUGAAAUUGAUAGUGAGGAUUUUGAGGAGGAAGAGGAAGACGAUGGUGUUGAUGGGGAUGGGGAUGGGGAUGAUGGUGGUGAGGAGAAGGUAGGGAGUGAGGGUGAGUUUGGAGGAGAGAGGGAAUUUGGUGAUGUUGGUAUUUCUCGGGUUCGAAAAUCGAGGAAAAGUUUAGGAGGAAGUAAGGGGUUUGGUUUGCUUGGGACACAAGUUUUGGAGUUGAGAGAUGUGGUGGUGAGGAGGGAAGAAAAAAGGAAGGAAAGAGAGUUUGUAAGAGAGAAAGGAGAGAUGGAGAGGGAGCAAAAGAGGAGAGAGUUGGAAUUUGGCAAGGAGAAGCGAUGGAGUGAGAGGGAGGAGAGGGUGGAGGAUAGGGAAAUGGAGUUGGAGGAAAGGGAGUUGGUCUGGGCUAGGAGGGAGGGUGACAGAAGAUUGAGGUUAGAGAAGGAAUUGGAUGAGGAGAGGAGGAGGAGGAGGAGAAUGGAGGAGAAGCGCGAAGAGGAAGAGAUGGAUUGGAAGGAGAGGUUGGUGGGAUUGCAGAUUGAACAUGAGAAAACAAUGAUGCAAAUGCAUAUGGAUGCAUGCCAGAACCAAAUGCAGAUUCUUGGGGUUAUGGCUAGACUCUUUUGUCAGUUUUAUGGUUCAGCAAAUGAUGGAUUAGGAGCUGGUUUGGGGGGUUUGCCUCCUCAAGUUUUGCAAAAUUUGCAGCAUCCUGGAGGUUUAGGUGACAAUGUGAAGCCUGAUUCCAAUUCUCCUUCUGAAUUCAUCUAGAGUAUAAUUCAAUCACUUUUGUGCAUAGUAUUGUCGCUGAAGCUCAAACAAAAUGUAAAGUUAGUUGACUUUUAUUUGUAUCUUGGAUGUUUUCUGGUGUGAUAACUGGAUAGAAUGAGUUGUUACUCUUAACAUCUGUUGCAUUGAUUUAUUAUGAUAUAAAAUUAUGCAAUUUUUCCAUAGUCUUGUGAUAUUCUUAUUUCUUCUGAUAUUUCAAUUAAUACUUUUUUUGACAUUUGCAACUUAAGGUUCCUGAUUAGUUGCUUUUUCUUGUUAAAAUAGAUGAUGCAUAAUGGGCAUAGCAAAUUGAUUGAUUAUGCUUAUUUUAAGGAGAAAGGAAAUUAUGUUAUACGCAACUGAAAUAAGUUGUUUUUACUUUCCUCUGCUUAUUGUUAAAGCAAAAACAUAGCUGCUUUUGUUGUAUUUUUUGUCCAUUAAGCUUGUGUUACUUUUGGUGCUAUAUUGUUUAAUGUUAGAACAGACAUACUUUUCAUAGGAAUUGAAUAAGUAUUAAACAUACAAGAAAGAAAUUUAAAAAAGAAAAAAACAACAAAGUGAAAGGAAAAUGUGAGAUUGUUAUCUGAAAGAGAUAAUAAAAGGAAAAAGUAAAUAAUUGAUGUUGCUUGCCUAAAAAUCUGCUUUCGUAUGAAUAAUUUUUCUUACUGGCAUUGAUUAAGGAAUGGACAUUACUGAUUUCCUUGGGAAGCAUGCAUGACAAUACUUAUUUUCUUCCCCAUCCACUGCUUUAUGCCUUAAUCCUUUAUGUUUGGUUAUUGUGAGGACUCUUGGAUGAAUGCAAUGUUUUCCAUGUUUCUUGGUAGUAGCUUGAUGUGAAAUGCAGCUGAAAGUGCUGUGAUUCUUUGGUACUUGAACUGUUUCAUUGUCUAUGAGGGCUUUCACCUUUGUGGGUGUGUGUGCAUACAUGGAUGUGAGAUUGUCUCUGAGUUUUAGUGUUUUCACUUGACUGCAAUGCUGCAAAUAGAGAAAUAAGUUUAAGACUAGGAGGAAAUUGGCGAAAGAACAUGGCAAAAAGAAUUGGAAAUUAACAGAAUUAAACAUGGGGAAGUGAUGAAAUUUGACAGAGGAAAAGUGACGGAGAAUGUGGGGCUCCUAGCAAGUUGGGCGAGGUAACUAUUCUUUUAAAAGAUGUUCAGAUAGAAUGUGUAUGUGACAAGAAGCCACAGAGGAACGUAAUGACAGACGAGAAAAGGGUACUAGAAGAGGAUGUAAAGUGGAUAGAAUUCAUGAUGAGGUUGCCUGUUUGGCACGAGGCUAAUGGAAAAAUAAUAUGUAUCACUGUCCCCUCAAGCCAAUGCAGAUUCCUGAGGUUAUCACUUGCCUUUCCUUGCAAGCAUUUCUGCCUCUGAUACAGAGCCAGAAGCUCGUUUGUAUGCUGAGUAGAUGGUAAGUAAACUAUUCUUUUUCCUUUUGUUGGUUAAUUAAGCUUGUAUGAGUGAAGGUCAAGUGAUUUUCUUGAUAUUGGACAGUCUCAUAUUUAGAAUGGUCAGAGAGAAUUGUAAUGACUUUCAUCUUCUUUUACAGUGAAUUUUGUCCUGAAUUAUA